AAUGCGGGAGACGGAGAGAGGGGCAUCGAGUCAGCCAGCAGCAGGGCCGAGCCAUCAUCUGCGCGCUCAAAGGUGGCCGCGGUGGUCGCGGAAGUGGUGGCGCCCAGACCCAGGCUCGCCAUGGAGGCGCCUGAGCUGGGCCCAGGGCUGGUGGAGCGUCUGGAGCAGCUGGCAACGUGCCCGCUAUGCGGGCGUCCCUUCGAGGACCCGGUGCUCCUGGCGUGUGAGCACAGCUUCUGCCGCGCGUGCCUGGCCCACUGCUGGGGGGCCCCGCCGGCGACAGGCACCGAGGAGACCCCCACCGCCUGCCCAAGCUGCGGCCGAACGUGUCCCCGCCGCAGCCUGAGGUCUAAUGUGAGGCUGGCGGUAGAGGUGCGAAUCAGCCGCGGGCUGUGCGAGAAGGUGGCGGAGCCAGGGGCCCGUGCCAGCAGACGCCGCGGGGGCCGCAUCCCCACCAUGGGCUGCCUGGAUCUGCAGGGAGAGGAUAUGAGGAAGACAUGGAGACGAUUUGAUGCCCCAAAGCCCAAGUCACCUAACCCAGAGGACGACCUCCCUGAAGAUUACCCAGUGGUCAAAAACAUGCUUCACAGACUGACUGCCGACCUGACCUUGGACCCAGGUACAGCGCACCGCCGCCUCCUCAUCUCCUCCGACUGCCGUAGUGUGCGACUGGCCCCACCAGGGACGCCCGCACCCCCAGACAGCCCCGCCCGCUUCGACCAGCUCCCUGCUGUGCUGGGCGCACAGGGCUUCCGCGCCGGCCGCCACUGCUGGGAGAUAGAGACCGCGGACACCGCUUCCAGCGGGGACUCUUCUGGGGAGGAUGAGGACGACGGGGAGUGCCGCUACGCUGUGGGCGCGGCCGGGGAGUCAGUGCGACGCAAGGGCCGCGUAGGGCUGUGCCCCGCGGCAGCCGUGUGGGCUGUGGAAGGUCGCGGCGGCCGCUUGUGGGCCCUGACGGCCCCGGAGCCCACUCCACUGGGCGGCGCCGGUCCCCCGCCGCGGCGCAUUCGCGUGGACUUGGACUGGGAGCGGGGCCGCGUGGCCUUCUACGACGGCCGCUCGCUCGACCUGCUCUUCGCUUUCCAGGCGCCUGGCCCCCUGGGGGAGCGUGUCUUCCCACUGCUCUGCACCCGAGAUCCCCGCGCCCCACUCCGCAUUGUGCCGGCCGAAGGCUGA
Orycteropus afer afer is the source of this 1179-nucleotide messenger RNA. RefSeq names its product ring finger protein 39 (gene RNF39). Bases 121 to 1179 code for a protein of 352 amino acids. Lineage: Eukaryota; Metazoa; Chordata; Mammalia; Tubulidentata; Orycteropodidae. The record is from RefSeq and is a predicted model, not a curated record. The transcript is spliced from 4 exons. Gene Ontology annotation, molecular function: protein binding.